CGCAGUUUGUCCUUAGAAUCAGAAGCAGUGAGUGAAUAGAAAGAAAGCCUCGUCUAGUAAACCCAGUUUUUACAAAGUUAACAUAACAAAAUAAAUCACCAACCAUGUCUAUCAUCCCAAACUUGUUCGGUGGUCGACGAAGCAACGUCUUCGACCCAGUUUCUCUGGACGUGUGGGACCCAUUGGAAGGGUUUCCGUUUUCCACAGCCAACGCUGGCGAAAGUAGUGCCAUAGCCAACACUCGCGUGGACUGGAAGGAGACACCGCAGGCUCACGUGUUCAGCGUUGACCUUCCCGGGUUGAAGAAGGAGGAUGUCAAGGUCGAAGUUGAAGACGGAAGGGUGCUGCAGAUUAGUGGUGAGAAAACCAAAGAACAAGAACAGAAAGAUGAUAGGUGGCACCGCAUUGAAAGAAGCACUGGGAAGUUCAUGAGGAGGUUCAGGCUUCCCGAGAAUGCUAAAAUGGAUCAGGUCAAAGCUGCUAUGGAGAAUGGGGUGCUGACUGUUACUGUGCCCAAGGAAGAACAGAAGAAGCCUCAAGUCAAGUCUAUUCAAAUCUCUGGUUAAAUCUUUUGAUUGCUGUCUCUUAUUCCAAACAAGUGUGUUGUGUUGUGUUGUGUUAUGUCUUUUUGUAUGCUGUUCUCUGCAUGUGUUUGUGUUGUGUAAUGUAUUGUGGUUUGUGUGAGGGUUUAAUAGAAGGGAAGUUGUUGUGAAGUUUUCCGUUAAAAUGCAUCAAUAAAUUGAUAUUGCUUUAUCCCGA
Molecule: messenger RNA, 759 nt
Organism: Glycine soja
Lineage: Eukaryota; Viridiplantae; Streptophyta; Magnoliopsida; Fabales; Fabaceae
Product: 18.2 kDa class I heat shock protein-like
Exons: 1
Coding region: 105-566 (153 amino acids)
Biological process (GO): response to salt stress; response to heat; protein complex oligomerization
Source: RefSeq, a predicted model, not a curated record